AUGGUGAAGGUAGCAGUCAAGUGGAACAAGAGGGUGUUUGCUGAUGUGGAGGUGACGCCUACCGUGGCCGACUUCAAGGCGAAGUUGCAAGAGCUCACGGGAGUACCAGCAGCCCGGCAAAAGCUCAUGGCCAGGGGUGCGUGGAAGGGCAUCUUGAAGGAUGACGUCGACCUCUCCGGUUGCACCAUCAAGGACGGUCAGCAGGUGACGCUCAUGGGCACCGCGGAAGUUUUGGCGGCGCCGACGGAGAAGGUCCAGUUCAUGGAGGACAUGAAGACCGAGGACCUGGCUCAGAGCGGUGCCGUGCUCCCCGCAGGCUUGGUGAACUUGGGCAACACGUGCUACAUGAACUCCACUCUGCAGUGCAUGCGCAAGGUGCCCGAGUUGCGGGAGGCUCUGACGAGCUUCCGCCCCACCUCAAGCGGCAGCGGCGCCGACCCCAGCGCCAACCUGGUACCGAUGUUCACGGCCUCCUUGAGAGAGACCUUCAACGCCGCGGACCGAUCCACGGAGGCCAUUCCCCCGGCGAUGUUUGUGCAGGUGCUGCGGCAGCUGUUCCCCCAGUUCGCGCAGCAGGGGCCCCGUGGUGGGUUCAUGCAGCAGGACGCGGAGGAGCUGUACAGCUCAGUCGUCAACACCCUCUCGCAGAGCCUCAAGAAGCCGACCUCUACCGCGAUCAAAGAGGGCGACACGGUCCUGUACAAGCCGAAGGCGGAGGGCGAGAAGGAGGGAAGGGCCAAGGUGAUCAAGGUACACCCGGACUCGGAGGGGGCGCACUACACCAUCCUUCCUGAGGGAAAGGACGCCAAGGAGAAGAACACAACUGGACAGCGCAUCUCCAAGGUCCACCCCUUGACGGACUUGGGCCACCCCGAAAACGUAAUGGACCCCCUUUUUGGGCGGGAAAUGGAGGAGGAUUUCACUUGGGAGGAGAGCGGGGAUUCCAAGGUUUCCCCUUCCACCCCCAAAAAGUUGGUGUUUAAUAUCCAGGGAGGUCCAGGCCCCACCACCCAGAUCAACCAUCUAGCGGACGGGAUGAAGGUGGGCCUCUCGGAUAAGGUGGAGAAGCAUUCGGACAAGCUUGGGAGAGAUGCGGUGUUCACCCUCAACAGCAAGAUCAAACGCCUGCCACGCUACCUGUGCAUCCAGGUUCUCCGCUUUUUCUGGAAGGCUACCCCGGACAGCAUGGACCACCAGGGUGUGAAGUGCAAGAUCAUGCGGCCAGUUACGUUCCCUUCCACGCUGGACAUGUUUGAGUUCUGCUCGCCAUCUCUUCAGUCCAUCCUCAAGGUGCCUCGCGACGCCGCGGACAAGCUCAUCUUCGAGCAAGAAGCCAAGGAAAAGGCCGCGAAGGAGGCGAAGAUUGCCGAGGAGAGGGACGAGAAGGAAAAGGCCAAGAAGGGCAAGGUCUUCGCGCACCUUAGCGGCGGCGGCGGCAGCAGUAGCACGGCGAAGCCCCCCGCACCGCCUGCGUCCGAGGCGGAAAAGUCGGCAGCAUCGGGAGUCCAGGAGAGCAAGGAUAUGGAAGUUGACAGCGCCGAGCCACCAGCAGCACCAGCAGCACCAGCGGCGAAGGCGGCGGCACCCGCGGAGGGGGAGGACGAGGAGCUAAGCGACGAUCUCAAGGCCGCGUUGGCGAUGUCGAUGCAGGCGGAGGACGCGGGUGUGGAGGGGGCCGCCGGACCGGGACUCCCGGCGGACUUCAAGGGUACCUACGAGCUCUUCGCCGUGGUGACCCACAAGGGCAGGGAGGCGGACGGAGGUCACUACAUGGGGUGGGUGCGACAAGAGGGAGACGACUGGCUGGUCUUCGACGACUCGGACGUGUCCCCCUGCAAGACGGAGGACAUCAUGAACCUCAAGGGCGGCGGCGACUGGCACAUGGCGUACCUCACCUUCUACCGCUUCAAGGAGUAGUGGCGUAGUAUACAGGUAGAAGAACCGCAACGGGGGUUGGCCAGGCGAGAUCUCGCGGGAAGCAGCCGGGAAGAAAAGGCCGCAUGCCGUGGUAUGGUAUGUUUUCUUCAUAGCUGGGUAAAGUCUGGCUCUUGGCCUCCUCCUGCGGGAAGCAAUAGGCAAGGGAGAGGGAGAGUUACCGGCUGGAGACAGAGGUAACCGCAGGGGUUGAGAUCCCGCGUGCACCUUGAAGCGCUAGAAGAGAGAGGGGGUAGGAGGGCAGUCCAGGUAGACGGAAGAUUUUCCCGUUUCCCGUCUCUUUUCGUUCGUCGUGCAUGACGCAACAGUGAGAGUGGGGGGUGUUACAGCAGUCAGUGUGGUACGAUGGAAGCACGUGCCAGGCCACUGGGUCGCAUUCAGGGACAGGGUUGCCGUGUACACCCUUGCGCAUGAUGUGCGGGGAGAUUUCACCGAAUGGAAGGCCUACUGUAUGU
Molecule: messenger RNA, 2390 nt
Organism: Ectocarpus siliculosus
Lineage: Eukaryota; Phaeophyceae; Ectocarpales; Ectocarpaceae
Source: the annotation of a GenBank genome assembly